This is a messenger RNA of Pseudopipra pipra, 8452 nucleotides long. RefSeq names its product ubiquitin specific peptidase like 1 (gene USPL1). Gene Ontology annotation, molecular function: SUMO binding. Gene Ontology annotation, biological process: protein desumoylation; Cajal body organization. The coding region runs from base 3516 to 6806 and encodes 1096 amino acids. Lineage: Eukaryota; Metazoa; Chordata; Aves; Passeriformes; Pipridae. The record is from RefSeq and is a predicted model, not a curated record. The transcript has 8 exons. Gene Ontology annotation, cellular component: Cajal body.
ACGCCAUUAGUUUAAACCAUAUUAAAACACUGACUUUUUUUUUCAGAAAAACUGAAUGUUUUGUCAGCAAAACAUGUAGCCUUUGUUGCUUCUCAUACACCCAUAAAAGCAUUUAGUAUGAGAAUGUUUAAGACAAGUCUGACUGAAGAAGAAAUUUUUAGAACUUUCUAAACUUGCACCCUAGUUUCUUUUGAAACUUCAUCAGUUUUAUCUUAAUUUGGUUAGUCUGUGUUAGACUUCUUUCAGGAAAGAAAUUUGUGUUUGCUCCCCCACCAUGGAGAUUUGCAAUUCUGCCCAGCAUUUACAGGCUGCCAUGUAAAGAAAGUUGCUUUCAGGUCCCUCUGAAUGUCACCUCUUCCCCCCAGCCCAUCAGUUGCACCACUCGGCUUGGUGUCAUCCACAGACUCCUUGAGAGAGCACCCAGUCCCACUGUCUGUGCCCCGUUGCUGAAGACAGUAACUGGUAUUGAUCCCAAUAUGGGCCCUUGAGUGACACCACUCAUUACUGGUUUUUGCUUAGGGCACAGAGCUUCAACUCUUCAGAUGUGGUCAUCCAGCCAAUUCCUUAGCUGUCUAACAGUUUACCCAUCAAACUAUAUUUUUCCAAUCCUUCCCUUUUUCCUUGUUUUCUGUCUUCUGCCUUGUCAGCUUUGUAGGUCAUUGGAGUUUUCAUAGGCCAAUUUAACUCACUGGAAUAGCAGAAAAACUUGUGCUUUGCUGAGUUUUUUGCUUUCCUGUGAGUUCAGUUAGCUCAUGGAAAGUCUGAUGAGUAUGUGAGCUAUCAGGGAAGGUAGGGGCAGAGAAAUAGAAGACAGGACACCCCCUGUUCUGCAGUGAACUGUUAGAUUACCUCAUGUCCUCAAGGAAGCAUAACCAUAGCAUAAUUAUAAUUACAUAAUUAUGCCAUGUCCAUAGCAUAUUUUGCAUUACAUUUUUCAGUAUUCAGACUAAAAGAAGGAAAGUAGCAUAAAUGCUUUAGAACGCGAUCCAGUAAGUUUGAAAGUGCAUUCCUGUGUACUUCCGCAUCUGUAACGCACUUAUUGCACUUGGCUACAAUGGAUUGUUUCAGUACUUGGUGCAGCAGUCUUUUCCUUUGUUGGUUUUUUGGCAGCUUUGUUGAUCUCGUGCCCAGUUUUCACAGAUUGUGCAAAGAUCACCAAUAACUUCCUGCAAUGUUACAAGCUCUUUGAAAAGUAUAGGCAGGCCACUUAGUAUCACUCUGUAUAUCUAGUAUUGGCAGACCUGUUUUAUUUGCUUUUUGUGUUUAUGUCUUUGAACUGAAAGGAUAAUUAAUUUUUUUUAAAGUUGCUAUAUUCACAAGAGGAAUAAAAGUCUUUGCUCCAGUACUGUAGUACUAUUGCUGGGUGAUUAUAGCUGGGGGGAGAUAUUGUACAUCUCAGAACAGUAUUUAAGCUUUAAAAAGAAGAGCAGAAGUAACAGAGACUGAACAUAAUUGAAAAAACCAACUUGCUUUCCUUUUGAGAGGGCUGACAGGGAAAACAGGGACUUGCAAAGGAAUUAAAAGGAAUAACCUGCAGCUUAUUAGUGUUACUAACCUUUUAAGUGUGUGUUUUAUUUAUGUGGUGAGAAAUUUCUUGGAGAAUUUCUGUCAUGUAAGCUAUGUUUUUUAUUUACAAUGGAGAACAGAGACUGCUUCAGGCCAAGGAAUUGACUAAAAGUCCCUUGAAGAGUAAAGUUAUGUGUUUUAGGGUGUUAUCUGAUAUAACCUAUGAUAUAGGUUGAUAUCUGUACUACUUGUUAUUGUAUUUAAAAAAUCAGCUUCCUGGCUAGACUAAAUAUAUGAUAAUAUAGUUGAGUUGCAGUGUGAUAGUGCUGUUGCCACUGGGUGAAAAACUGGGAGUGCUUGCUUUUCCUUUAUAGUUCAGCAAGUGUGCAUACUUUUAGCUAAUUCAUCACUUUUCACCUAGUGUGAGCCCAGGACCGUACUGUUUCUUAUGCACCUUCUAGCAUUACUUUGAAAAUUAAACAUGUGCUCUGAGGCAUGUGCAUUGAUAUUUUUAUGCUCUUGCCUUCUAUUCUGUUACAACCACUAGUUUUAUAAGUCAGAGUAUACUGUCUCUAGAUGCUGCAGCCUCGUAAUUCUGAGAAGUGCUGCUGAACACGUUGAGAGUGUCAGUGUGACACACCAUCAUCUCAUUUUGACCCAGUCUUAAGUUGCCCUUGGGGUCUGAUUUGAAAUGAGUGGUUGCAUUGUUCUACUGUGCUGUUUUUAAUUGAUGCUCUGUUGGUUUUUAGCAUUCUGUCCAGUUCUGUAGGGUCUCGCCUUGCCAAAUAUUAUAAAUGCGUUUGGGUUGAACUGGUAUUGGCACUGGUCUCAAAGAAUGCCUUGAGAAAUUUCCCUUUUUGAAGGGAACUAGAAUCUGAGUUGAUGCUGUACUGUAUGAAAGGUUUGAAAGGACAUCAUGGUAUGAGAGAAGAUGCUUUUCAGUGGAAGUAUUGAAAAGGGAACAGUUGUGGCUGAAGGAAAGAUAUUACGUUGAUGAUUUUGCAGUUCAGCUUACCUUAAUUUCUCAUGCAUCUUGAAGAGAUACGUAUUUAUUCUAGUUAGUUCCACUGGAAGUCAGCAGGAGCAGAACUGGAUCCCUGAAGUUCUACCCCCCUGGUUUUGCUGGCUGAUUCAAGGUGUAGUUAACCCCAGUGCCAGUGAAAGAAUGGACUUAAGGAGCUGCCUUCUGAUGUGCACCUGGGUCAUACUAAAGUGGUGCUCCACAACUGAGUCUGUGUGUAUGUGUGAUAGGUGAGAAAAUUUUGACUCUGAAUUUAAGAGUCAUUUGAAAUAGAAUAUUCAGUGUCACUUGUAAAAUAUGCAGUGGAGUUACAUAGUAAUGAUAACUGUGGAAGAGCUUUAGUUUGCGAGGAAGACUAUAACAUUGUUAAAUUAAUAUUAGGAGAAAUUUCCAAAAAUGGCAGUAGCAGCAGAAUGCCCUUCUGUAGUUAAACAUUGUUAUGUUUGCAGGACAAACUUCUAACAGUUUAUUAUGCAAUAAAUUCACUGUCUUGAAAGAUGCAACAGUGGGGUUUUUUUGGUUGGUUGUUUUUUUAAUGGUCCUCAGCACUAACCUAUAGCCCUAUGGGAUCUUACUGUGGCCAUUUUUAAAGUUCAUUCUUUCUGAGGGUUAGAUGCAGUAAGGUGAGAUGCCCAGCAAGACUUCUACAUUUCUACACUUGGAAAAUAUGUGAGACCUUGUAGUGCAAAGAAUAGAUAAGCUUGCAAAUUCAGGAUUAAAGCAGUUAGAUCUAUUAUAUGACUUAAUUUAAAGUUUUGAGUUCAUAAUCUGCACUGGAAAAAAAGUAUUUUCCAUUAAAGAAAUACUCUUCUGAAUUCAUUUCCACAAAUUAUACAAGCUGCAUUAUUGUUGCUAUUUUUUGUUUCCCAAACUUCAGCCUAAUUUUUCUUUAAUUGUUUUAUUUACUUCUUAUUUUUCAGGAGUCUUUGAAAAAUCCUUAGUGGUCAUGACAUUGUUACAAGUGACAUAAGUUAGCCAGUGGCUCAGAAUGAUGGAUACCCAGAAGACUACAAAUGGUUUGCAAGUGAUUGGAGAAGGGACUGGUAUAGGGAAAUCGACACUCCACAUGGUGGGGUAUUUGGGAAAAAACUGUAAUCCUGUGGAAACAACUGCACAUGAGUAUUGUCCAGUCUGCAAAGAGAAGGGUCAGAUCCAAGCUCUAAGGACUUACCGUAUUAAUUUUCAAGAGUCCAUUUUUCUUUGUGAAAAUCCUCAGUGUAUCUACCCACUUGGUUAUAAACCAUUAGACAGCAUAAUUACUUCUGCUGGUUCAGAACAUCAUCAAGCUCCAUCUACUCAUAAGAAAAGAAAAUUGUGUGAUACCAGUGACUUUUCUCCUGUUGAAUCAGAUCCAAAAAAAGCAAGAACUAAUCAUCUGGUAAAUGCUGAGCAUGCUAUUAAUACAGACCCUAUUGUGAAAUGCUCUCAGAAUAGCUUCUGUAUUCCUAAGUCAAGCCUACGUGAUGUAUUACAAAAUGACCAGCAGAAACCUGGUAACAAUGUGGAGUCUUGCAUGCAGAAGGUGGAUUUUGAAACAACCACCAAGACCGACAACUAUCAAGAAAAUCCACCUAAGUCUUCUAGUCCCAGAAUACAAUCCUUGCCAAAUUCUGAACUUUUAUCAACAACAUCUGAAAUUUCACUGAAGGAGGAUAAAGGUUCCACUAAUAACACAGAUUUGUGUCUUCAGUGGAGAAACGUACAUAAUCUUUGUUGGUUAGAUUGCAUUUUGUCAGCACUGGUACACCUAGAAACAUUAAAACUUGCCCUAGCAGAAGAAUGUAACAAUGGAAAAUGUUUACUCCAGAAACUUCUAACAAAAUAUAGUCAAGCAACUAUGCUGCUGAAUACCUGUAAAAGGAGUAAAGUAAAAGAUGUUCUUCCAAAAGCAGAAUCUCAUCUCAAUGAAGUCAGAAACUUAAUGUUUACACAGCUUCAGCCUCGGCUUAGGUGUGAAUUGGGUAAUAUGGAGAAUCCAGUGUUUGCACUCCAUCUACUCUUAGAGUUGGAUCAACAAGCCGAGAAACUAUUCUUGCAUUCAUUUUCAUGGAAGUUUGAAUGUGUAUAUUGUGGCUACAAAUACCAGAACCGAUUUGAGAAAACACUAACAACAUUUGCAAAUAUAAUCCCUGAUUGGCAUCCACUUAACGCUGUUCAUAUUGGACCAUGUAAUAACUGUGGUGAUAGAUCUCAAAGACGACAGAUGGUUUUGGAAAAAGUACCUUCAAUAUUAAUGUUACAUUUCGUGGAAGGCUUGCCACAUAACAACUUGAAGAAAUAUUCAUUUCAAUUUGAGGAAGACACUUACCAAAUAACAUCUAUUAUUCAGUAUCAGACAGAUAAGAAGCACUUCAUAGCCUGGUCUUUGAAUCCUGAUGGAACUUGGCUUGAAUGUGAUGAUUUAAAGGGGCCAUAUUGCAAGAGACAUAAAAGAUUUGAAGUUCCUUCUUCAGAGAUUCAUAUUGUUAUCUGGGAAAAGAAAACAUCCCAUGUGCCAGAAGAACUGAAUUCACAGUUCCAGAGUAAAAAUAUUGAAGAUUUUCCUCUUAAUAACAUACAGUCAAAUUCCAUGGUGUUGCACUGUGAUUUUGAUAACACUGUAGGCAAAACACCUGCAGAACAGCACAAAGAGGAUUCUGUGAGAACCCCAGAGAAGAAACAGCAACGAGUAGCUGAGGAUGAAAGUAUUGUUCAUCAUGGUUUAGAAAAUCUGGCACACGAUGAUCUCGUAACACUGAUGCUUGAAGAAGUUCAAGUUGACUCGGAAGGUAAAUCGCUGCCAAAUGGACAGAUGGUGGGAAAUAACUUUAUUGUUGAAAUGGGCACACUCCAACAGCAGGAACCAGCUUUUUCACUUAACACUCCAUAUACAGGAGAGCUUGCUGGAACUGGUCUAGCCAUGAAUAAUAAAUGCAUGUUAUAUGAAAAUUCCAACAUUUGCUUACCUCUAGAAGAGUUGAACCCAGCAAGUAUUACUCCUCCUGUUCUCAAAAAACAUGACCCUGACUCAUCUGACUCAUCACUUGCUCAAAGAACAGAUGACAGAACUAAUUUAGUUAACAGAGAACAUGGAUUAAAUUCAGAACUACAGCUGAACAAGAAAUUGUCAGCAGUAGAGAAUACUAUACAAAAAUCACUUGACUCAAGAUAUGCAAGCAAAACUGUCAUUAAUUCUCAAGUUGACAGUUCUGCUGCGAAUAAUUCUGUUCAGCCUUCACACAAAGACCAAAAAAGAGGAUUUGUCGGAAGCUGGGUAAAGAAAUUAUUAAGCAAGAAUACUUCCUUUAUGCCUUCAAGUGCCUCAGUUCUCAAGAAUGAGAGAAGUUGCAAAACUCCCUCAAUGCAAAAAGUAAGUGAAGUGAGGCUGCCAGUGAAGGGCGCGAGUAACUUUGGUGGAUUUCAAAGCAGAGGUACAAACAAAACUGAGACCCCAAAGUCACUGGCUCCUCAGAGUAGUAAUAGUCAUCCUUUAUCAAAUUACAAAGGAUUUUCUCAAAGCAGUCGUCUUCCAACAGCAAGGCAUACCACUAUCGCAGGUCCAACUUGGAAUAAGUCAGGAAGUACACUGGGUACCUCAGGUAAAGUGACUCAGUGCCAUUCACUUGGCUGUAACUCUGGGAAGGCAGAAGAGUCAGACAGUGACAAAACAAAAAAACUUCGCCUGAAACUGUUAAAAAAACUGAAUGCUAAAAAGAAGAAGUUGGCUUCACUGGAUAGACUAGCAGGGGAACAAAUGAAACAGGAAAAACCUGUGAGUGGAGACAUAAGCACCCCAUCACAGAUUGAAUCUCAAAAUGACAGUGAAGUAUUGCAGAGCUUUUUAAGGGAACUGCAGUAUCAGAUUGAUGUCACAAAUAAUGAGUCUGUAUUUAAUACAAACUCUGUGUCAGGGUGCACUACCCAUAGUAACACUGAUGAAAUACUGGCAGAGUUACUGUCCCCUACUUCAACUGUUGCUUCCUUAGAGGCUCCAAAAAGUGAAGAUGAAUGUAUGUAUAUGGAGAUGGUGGAUAGUAGUGUUGCAACAACAGGGUCUGAUGAGAAGACCAGUGUGCCACAUGCAGCAGUGACAAGUGAGGACCACAAUUACUACAGUCCUGUAAAGGACACUAAUUUGGAACUUGAUGCAAUAAACAAACCCAGUGGGAAAAAACUUGCUUUCGAAAGUCCUACAAGGGAAGAUAUACUUGAAGACCUGUUCUCCAUUUCAGCACCAAGCUCAAUGGCAGGUGACAUAGAUUUACCUCAUUUUGAUGAAACCCUGUUUGAAACUUGGUAAAUAUUCGGUUUCUUGGUUUUAAGUGUUUUUUUUUCAGUAUUAUGUAUAUUUUGAAACAAAGCACUACUAAGUUAUAUUUUCUAACUAGUUUAAUUGCACACUGGCUGUACUUGAACAAUUUACAUUUGAGGUAUUUUUUUCCUUAAGAUUUUAUUGUAACAAGCAAAUCAGGUUUUAAUGAAUUUUAUUGUUCUGAGAAGCAGUUAUUUUAGUUGUCAGAUUUGAUGCUUUUUAAUGAGAAGCUCUUAUGAGUCUUAAUUUUUGCUGCUUUUAAUAUGGAAAACAUCCAUACUCUAGUGAGUUUGAGAAAUAAUAAACUUCAGUAGUCUUAAUGAUGCAAUGGUGUAAGAAAUAUUAUUUAUGUAGUAGUCAUUUAUUUUACAGGAUCACUUCUGAAGUUAUUUUGUCUGACAUUAAAAAAAAAUUUAAGUACCUUCUGUAGUCAGGGUAUUUUGCAUCCUUUGAUAUGAAGAUUGUUCGUAACAUUCUAAACUUGAAGCUGGCAUUCUCUUAGGCUGGCAUUCAGCUCUUUACAGAAUUGCUCUUCUACAAGCUCAUGCUGGUGUAUAUACCCCUUGGAUCCAAGAAGGGAUGGAUACAUGCUAGAAAUUUUCCUAUUUAAAGUUACAGCACGUACUGAGAUUUCAUCCUGGGUAACUGCGAAUGUAAUUUGGCAGAAUAUGCUUCUGAGCCAGGUUACUUUUUUAAGUAAAAUUAGUAACAUUCAGUCCAGAGAGCAUCACUAAGAAGGAAUAUCAGAUGUACCUUUUAGUUGUUCGUAGCUGCAAAAUCAUUAAUAAAACAAAGGUUUCUGAGAAUUAAUUUAACUGCAAGUUAAUGCCUAUAACUGUUGUAACUAGGACUUGGUCACGACUAGAGCAGUGCACCCCUGUCCAUAUGUGAGAGUGCCAAGGAGAGGCAAGGUCAAUAGGAAGAAAGUAAUGGGAAAAGGUAGCAAGACAGCAGUGAGUAAGCAGAGGGAUUCACACCUUGGUGUUUCAGGUUUUGUAUAGAUUUGGUUUUGCUAGAUGGGAGUAUUUUAAACGCAUAGACACAGCUGAGGGUAUUAUAUGCCAAGUUAGAGUAGCUAUACAUUUUUCUUGUUCUCAGAAAUAACAAAGAUUUUAUCAGCAGGUCUUUGUCUCAGCCAUUUUUAGAGGUGUUCUGCAUUUUUUUCAUUGUUUUGGAUUCCAAGUUCAAAACAUUAAGUCCUCAGUCUUACUAUUCCAAUAGGUGCAGUUGAACAUAUUUGUUAUUACAAGGCAUGGCUUCAGAUUUUAGUGGUCUUAGGUUGUUUGAACUAGGUUCAAAAACUGUUUGAAAAAUUGUCAGUGGCCCCCAGCUCUCCAUGUCAAGUUAUUUCUGCUGCAGUUGUGAACAUUGUCAUCAAACUGGCACUUCAGGCAGUGAAUGGUUUCAUUCUUGAAAUACAAGUCUUUGCAAAGAACUUGAGCUUCUUCUUUGUUUUAAAUACUGUAAUUGGUAAUGUUACAAUAGAAAACAAAUCAAUGGAUUCUGAAUGUUAAGUGCUGGUGCACUGCUGGUGAAAUGUUUGCCUGUUUGUGAAUUCCCUGAUCAAAAAAAAGCUGACCAAAAUUAGAGUUUGAUUUACCUAUUAAUAAAAUAGGUGCCUCUGCAAGACUUGA